Messenger RNA from Angiostrongylus costaricensis, 741 nucleotides. Lineage: Eukaryota; Metazoa; Nematoda; Chromadorea; Rhabditida; Metastrongylidae. The record is from the annotation of a GenBank genome assembly.
AUGUUGCUCAGCGACGGCGACCAAAUCGCACCUUUCCGGUUAGAGUUGAGAUUGAUCGCCGCUGCCAACGCUAGCAGAACCCCUGAACAAUCUUUUAAAUGUCCGCCAGCUAUUCCAGCACGCCCAUUUCAGUCCACAUCAAAUAAUGAUGAUGCAUCAUCAAAUGUACAAGUAUUACUGAAAGCGCAGGAGAAUCAUGGUCUUGAUUCUGAAACUGACCUUCCUAGGGAACAGCGGAGAACUGAUGAGAAAGGCAGUGCAUUCGAUAGCACCCCCUACAGCGUUAAAUUUUCACCUAAACGUGCCAAUCAGAGUUUCCUUGGAAGAAAUACCCAUGAUGCAGAAUUGUCCAGCAAUGAGGAGUCGCGGUUGUCGCUGUUUCGCCCAGGAAGCUCAGAGAUGUCGAUUAUUUACAACAGUGAAGGGUUUCCAGUGCGAAUAAUUAAGAACAAUCAAAUUAUAAACACAACGUUUGGCGAAGCGCUGUCAAUGCAGGAAAGGGAAACGAAUGUGGACGAUAUUCCGGCAGCUGGAUACAGCGGACACAUGCCAGGGCUGCGACACCUUGGUAUUGGUAAACCAUUCAACAUAGCAGCUAGAGAAGCUAAACGAGACUAUGCGCUCCGACGUAAAACCCGCAGCGGUGAUCGUGGACAACCACAAAUUGUGCGCAUCACUAGAAAACUGGUUUGCCAUCGGAAAGAAGAGUCAGAGCGAGCCCUUCCCGAUAAGCUUCUUUGA